AUGUUCUCACGUGUUUUGAAGCCUGUUGCCUCUGUGGCGGUUCAGAAUGGCGCCAAGACCUUUUCUACUUCAGGCCAGAAUAACUACAAAGUAGUUGUUGCUGGAGCAGCCGGUGGUAUUGGCCAGCCUUUAGCAUUGUUGUUAAAGCAGAACCCCUUGGUUUCUCGUCUAGCAUGUUACGAUAUCGCGCCCGUGACUCCUGGAGUAGCGGCGGAUCUUUCACACAUGGACACUCCUGCCAAGGUCACAGGUCACAAGGGACCUGAGGAAUUGGCAUCUGCCAUUGAAAAUGCUGAUGUUGUUGUAAUCCCGGCGGGAGUUCCCCGUAAACCAGGCAUGACCCGGGACGACCUUUUUAACACCAAUGCUUCCAUUGUUAGAGACCUCGCUCAGUGUGUUGCAUCCAAGGCACCUAAGGCCAUGCUGGCUAUCAUCACAAAUCCUGUCAACUCAAUGGUGCCAAUUGCUUCUGAGGUUUUAAAGAAGGCAGGUGUUUACGACCCGAAACGCGUGUUCGGAGUAACUACAUUGGAUGUGGUCCGUGCGGCUGCUUUCAUCGGUGAAAUCAAUGGUGUGGACCCUCGGUCAGUCACUAUCCCCGUUAUUGGAGGUCACUCAGGUGUCACUAUUAUUCCCCUGCUCAGCCAGAGCCAGCCCGCUGUCAAGCUCUCUGACCAGGGCAAGAUUGAGGAGCUCACCAAGAGGAUACAGGAGGCUGGUACUGAAGUGGUGAAGGCCAAGGCUGGCGGUGGUUCAGCAACUCUUUCGAUGGCAUACGCCGGUGCCAGACUGACCAACGCACUGCUAAGAGGUUUGAACGGUGAAUCAAACGUUGUAGAAUGCGCGUACGUUAAAUCUGACUUAACAGAAGCGGCAUACUUCGCUAACCCCGUACUUUUGGGCAAAAAUGGACUUGAAAAGAAUCUUGGAUACGGAAAACUUAACGCGUACGAGCAGCAACUCCUUAAAGAAGCCAUGCCAGAACUACUUAAGAACAUUAAGACCGGAGAAGACUUCGCUAAGAAGUAA
Molecule: messenger RNA, 1029 nt
Organism: Pieris macdunnoughi
Lineage: Eukaryota; Metazoa; Arthropoda; Insecta; Lepidoptera; Pieridae
Source: the annotation of a GenBank genome assembly